AGACUUGAGAACUGCGCUUUGUUUUUGUUUUCUAUUAUGCUACUGAAAAUGGAUAUCUAAUUAUGAGAUGAGAUGAUGAAAUUGGGGGAAAAGUAUAUAUAAGUAUAUUUAUUUAGAGAAUUGUAUUUGUGCGGAUAGGAUACUUGCCUCAUGAAGACAAUCUGUGUACAUGUUCUUACACAUGCAUUUAAAUGUUCUAUUUCAGUUAUUUUGUAUUUGUUUUGUUUUACUUUUUACCUCAUAAUAUUUUCAUUGAACAUGCCUAUGAAACGGAAUACAAGCCCGAUCCGGGAUGGCCCAUUUCUUCAUGUUCCUCCACCUUCAACCAAGAAAUUCUGCGAUGCCUCUGAGGAGUUUAUGCACACCGCUUUAUCUGACGAGAAAUUACACCGUGAUUUCCAUGGACAUUCACUCUCAAAGUUUGACGAGGAAGAUGAUUCGGGAAUUAAAUCAGAAGCAGAGGACACUAAUGAAACCCCGUCUUCUGAGGAGGACCAGGAUUUUGUUGAGUAUUCCAAAGAUUUGGCUUUCAAACAGACAACCCCGAGGAAAAGCAUCACUCAGAUCAUAAAAGACAAGAAGAAACAGACUCAGCUCACCCUUCAAUGGCUGGAGGAAAACUAUAUUGUUUGUGAAGGGGUUUGUCUGCCACGUUGCAUCCUGUAUGCUCACUACCUAGACUUCUGUAGGAAGGAGAAACUGGAUCCAGCCUGUGCUGCUACAUUUGGCAAGACAAUUCGUCAGAAAUUUCCACUUCUUACAACAAGAAGACUUGGGACCCGAGGUCAUUCAAAAUAUCAUUAUUACGGCAUUGGUAUCAAAGAGAGCAGUGCCUAUUAUCACUUGGUGUACUCAGGAAAAGGCUUGACGAGAUUUUCAGGGAGCAAACUCAAGAAUGAGGGAGGAUAUACUCGGAAAUACUCCCUCAGCUCCAAAACAGGAACUUUGCUCCCAGAAUUCCCAAGUGUACAUCAUCUAGUGCUUCAAGGUUCUGUCUCUAAAGAGAAGGUGGACACGCUCAUCAUGAUGUACAAAACACAUUGUCAGUGCAUCCUGGACAAUGCCAUCAAUGUCAACUUUGAAGAGAUACAGAAUUUUCUGCUGCAUUUCUGGCAAGGAAUGCCCGACCAUCUUUCACCACUGCUGGAUAACUCCAUAAUCGUGGACAUCUUCUGUGUGUGUGACUCUAUACUAUAUAAGGUUCUGACAGAUGUCCUGAUCCCUGCUACAAUGCAGGAGAUGCCUGAAAGUCUCCUGGCAGACAUCCGUAACUUGGCCAAGCACUGGGAAGACUGGAUGGUGUCUUCUCUAGAAAACCUCCCAGAAUGCCUCUCAGAGAAGAAGCUCCCGAUCGCACGCAGAUUUGUGUCCUCUCUAAAACGUCAGACCUCCUUCUUACACCUUGCCCAGAUCGCAAGACCAGCUCUUUUUGACCAGAAUGUGGUGAACUCCAUGGUGGUGGAUAUAGAUCAAGUGGAUUUGAACAGCAUAGGGUCACAAGCCCUUUUCACCAUCUCAAGUGGUGACCAAGACUCUGACCUCUACUCUGAAUAUGACUCUAUAACAGCGUUCCAAGAGCUGAAAGACCUACUGAAGAAGAAUGCCACUGUGGAAUCCUUUAUCGAGUGGCUGGACACUGUUGUGGAGCAGAAGGUCAUUAAGCCUGGGAAGCAGAACGGACGGUCCAUAAAGAAGCGAGCUCAGGACUUCCUCCUCAAGUGGAGUUUCUUUGGAGCACGUGUUAUGCACAACCUCACGUUGAACAACGCCACAAGUUUUGGUUCGUUCCACCUAAUCCGCAUGCUGCUGGAUGAGUAUAUCCUUCUGGCUAUUGAGACACAAUUCAACAAUGACAAAGAACAAGACCUCCAGAAUAUCCUAGAUAAAUACAUGAGAAAUGCAGAUGGCAGCAAGGCGGCAUUCACUGCCUCCCCUAGCUCCUGUUUCCUGGCCAACCGUAACAAGCCCAGCGCGGUGUCCAGUGAUCUGUCUGUGAAGAACGAGUCCCUCUCAGAACACACAUACAUGACCCUGUCAGCUAAUCAGCAGGCAAACAUGACUGUCUACCAAGGCUCUGAAACAGAUGGAUUCUCUCUGUCAGGACAAAUGGACUUUUCCCAGAACAGUGGCCCUCUGAUGACCCCUCCCAUCUCCCCAGCCAUGGUGAACAGGGGCAGUGUCAUCAACCAGGGCCCCAUGGCCGUCAUACCCCAGAUCGCCUGCACCACCAUCCAGCCCCACAUCUCCUGCCAAGCCUUCCCAGACACCAUGUACCAGAGCCUGCCUUCCAGUAGCCCCAGCUACUACCCAACCACUUCCAACUACCAGGCUGUGUUCAGGCCCCAGACACACGCUCAGGCCCCUGCCUACCACACCGGCUCCGAUAGCAGCCACUACCCGUCCUUCAGUGAGCAGCACCUUACCAAAGACUACUUCAACAGCAGCUGUGCUGUGUCCCCCUAUAGCUCCAGACCCACCUCCAAUUACAGCACAGUCCCUGAUCCUGGGAUGGAGACUCAGGGGGUUCAGCUACUGGACUCUGGAGGAUACAACUUUGUCAUGAGUGGGUUAAACAGUAGUGGCUGUCAGGAGUCUGCCUACUCAACAGCAGGACACAGUGGGUACUAUGGAAACAGUGGCUACCUGGAUAGCCAGAGGCUGGGUUCCAUGAUAGACCAGCAUGUGUCAGUUAUCAGCAGUGUGAGCAGUAUCCGUUCCGUCCCAACAUACGCUGAUGUACACGACCCCCUCAACAUCCUGGAUGACACAGGCAGAAAGCCUGCAGGCCCUUACUACCCUGAGUCUGACUCACUGGGCACACCUGGAGCUCCUCCCCUCCCCUCCUCGAUCUCCGCACCCUGCAUGUAUGGAGGUCCUGCCGAGUUCCACUCCCAGGAUGCACCGCUUUCUCACCAGGGAUCAUCUGAGGUACGUGACAUGGUGUCAUCGCUGCCACCCAUCAACACUGUGUUUAUGGGGUCUAGUGGAGGAGGACCGUGAGCUGUGACAGAACCUCCAACCACCACCACUCCUUAAGGUCCUCCGUUCCCUCUCACACCACUCCUCAAGGUCCUCCGUUUCCUCUCACACCACUCCUCAAGGUCCUCCGUUUCCUCUCACACCAUUCCUCAAGGUCCUCCGUUCCCUCCCACACCACUCCUCAAGGUCCUCCGUUCCCUCUCACACCACUCCUCAAGGUCCUCCGUUCCCUCCCACACCGUUCCUCAAGGUCCUCUGUUCCUUCCCACACCACUCCUCAAGGUCCUCCGUUCCCUCCCACACCACUCCUCAAGGUCCUCCGUUCCCUCCCACACCACUCCUCAAGGUCCUCCGUUCCCUCCCACACCACUCCUCAAGGUCCUCCGUUCCCUCUCACACCACUCCUCAAGGUCCUCCGUUCCCUCCCACACCGUUCCUCAAGGUCCUUUGUUCCCUCUCACACCGCUCCUCAAGGUCCUCCGUUCCCUCCCACACUGUUCCUCAAGGUCCUUUGUUCCC
This is a messenger RNA of Oncorhynchus tshawytscha (Chinook salmon), 3498 nucleotides long. Its product is annotated as DNA-binding protein RFX6. The coding region runs from base 151 to 3000 and encodes 949 amino acids. Gene Ontology annotation, biological process: regulation of transcription by RNA polymerase II. The transcript has 19 exons. Lineage: Eukaryota; Metazoa; Chordata; Actinopteri; Salmoniformes; Salmonidae. The record is from RefSeq and is a predicted model, not a curated record. Gene Ontology annotation, molecular function: DNA-binding transcription factor activity, RNA polymerase II-specific; RNA polymerase II cis-regulatory region sequence-specific DNA binding.